GUCUUGUCAGUUCUUGUGUGGAGUUAAAUUUGUGCUGCAGCCUGCAGUGAGUAAUAUUUAAAAUUCUUUAUGUUAUCAUCCAGGUAAACGUUAAAAGUUGAAAACAUUUUUCUGGAUAUUUAUGAUCGUGAUAUCAAGAAUUAUUCCUUCCAUCUAAUAAAACGCAAACAUUGACAUGAAGUCUGUCUUGAGAUCUAAAAAGAAAACUAAUGAUUUUAAGUUGAUGAGAUUAGUUGUUGAUGUUGGUGGAGAAGCUUUAAGAAUAACAUUGAGGAAACAACUGUCAGGUACUGAUUUAUUUAUUGUUUUAAAUGACACAGAAAAUUAUAAUAAACUUUUGUUGCUAAAAGAUAAGCAAAUAAAGCCACAUCUAUGGGAUCUACUGUAUCCUCCUUCUCCAGUAUUACCAAAUGAAAAUAAGUUUGACAUUACUCUACUUUGUAUUCUCCUGCGUAAUAUUUGUGGUUUGAAACCAUCUCGCGAUCCAAUAUGGACGUCAGUAAAUGACCCCUCUGAUUAUUCAACUGAAGCAGAUAUUACCCGUAUCAGGUUAUUUCGUAAUGAUCGUUUUGCUCACUUACCUGACACUUCAGUAAACUCUUAUGAAUUUGAAAGUUUUUGGGUAGAAAUAAGCGAACCAUUAGUUCGUUUAGGAAUAAGUCAGGAAGAAAUAAAUAGAUUAAAGAGCGAGUCAUGUAAUAAUGAAGAAAAUAAAAGAAUAUUGAGAAGAUGGGAUGAAUUAAAGAGUGAUUUAGAAGUUUUAAAAUCACAAAUUACGAAUACCGUAAAGGAUGUCGGUGUGAUAGUAACAGAUAAAUUAGAAUUAGUAGGAGACGAUAUCAAAGAAAUCAAAGCUUGUGAACAUGGACUUAAUUCAGUUCCCUAAGAGAAUAUUUUAACAAAAAAUUUGUAAGUUGUAACUUUAAAAGUGAAAUUA
This is a messenger RNA of Xenia sp. Carnegie-2017, 937 nucleotides long. RefSeq lists its product as uncharacterized. The record is from RefSeq and is a predicted model, not a curated record. The transcript is spliced from 3 exons. Lineage: Eukaryota; Metazoa; Cnidaria; Anthozoa; Malacalcyonacea; Xeniidae. The coding region runs from base 176 to 886 and encodes 236 amino acids.